Thunnus maccoyii (southern bluefin tuna) is the source of this 3333-nucleotide messenger RNA. RefSeq names its product zinc finger protein 436-like. Bases 122 to 2758 code for a protein of 878 amino acids. Lineage: Eukaryota; Metazoa; Chordata; Actinopteri; Scombriformes; Scombridae. The record is from RefSeq and is a predicted model, not a curated record. Gene Ontology annotation, biological process: regulation of cytokine production; negative regulation of transcription by RNA polymerase II; regulation of immune system process. The transcript has 10 exons.
GCAGCGGCAGCACUGAGCGAACAAGAAGUCAUUCACCAUCUUUGAUUUUUACAUUGAAUUAAUUCGGCACUCAAUCAGGUUAACUUGUGUUUUUGCUAAUUUAACAACGGCUGACAUCGACAUGAAUCCACCCGACAGACCGCCGAGAAGUUCCUCUUUCCUCUGCCGUCCGGGACCGUCUCUACGUACAGUGACGCCUGCAUCGGAGCUAGCUAGCAUUAGCUACCAUCUCAUCCAGCUAAAGUCAAAGCUGUCGUCUUCUCCUGGAGGAUUUUCAUACGAAGGAAUCGUCUGUUUUUUGGGACGUUUUGUAUCGCGUUGGUGUGCUUCUCCUACACAGAAAACUACGAGCUCGGAGGCGACCGGACCACCUUCAGGAGGAGGAGAGCAUGAGGAGAUGAAUGGAGUCAAAGUGGAAGCAGACCAGAGAGGAGAGGACGGUCAGCAGCUUCCUGCUGAAGGAGAGGCGACUGUUUCAGACACCGAGAGUCCGUCUACACCAGAGGAACCAGGAUUAAAGCACAACAGCCGUCAGUCCAAACGUUGUCACCGCUGUUCAGUAUGUGGCAGAGAGUUCUCUCAUCCAUGCCGCCUGGCAGAACACAUGAUCACGCACUCUGGAGACAAACCGCACAGCUGCUCCGUGUGCGGGAAGCGCUUCACAAAGAAGAUAAACAUGGUGGUGCACCAGCGGGUUCAUACCGGCGAGAAGCCGUACUCCUGCGCCGACUGCGGGGUCAGCUACGCCCAGCUGGCCUGCCUGCAGAGGCACCGGCUGCGACACGCCGCCGAGAAGCCCCACCACUGCUCGGUGUGCGGCCGCGGCUUCAUCCAGCGGCGAUAUCUCGUACAACACGAACGCACGCACACCGGGGAGAGGCCGUUCACCUGCCAGCUCUGCCCCAAACGCUUCGCCUCCAAGAAGGGCCUCACCGAUCACCAGAAAACCCACACGGAGGAGAACCUUCACUCCUGCGCCAUCUGCAAGAAGGUUUUCUCCACGCCGUCGUCCUUCAGAGAUCACGUAAGGCUCCACACGGGACAGAAGCCUCAUCCCUGCUCACUGUGCUGCAAGAGCUUCAACCGGCCGGGUCUGCUGAGGAAACACCUGCAGAAACAUGCCGAGGAAAAGACGGCGGUCAAAACUGAAGCUGCUGCCAGCAAGGAGGAAACGCCUCACCGCUGCUUCCUGUGCCAGAAAGACUUCUCCACCGCCGAGAAGCUGCGGCAACACGAGCAGCUCCACCAGAGGGCGCUGCAGUUCGUGUGCGACAUCUGUGGCCGAGGUUUCACCAGAGCGUCCAACCUACGGGAGCACGUGAGGUCUCACACCGGAGAGAGACCGUUUCAGUGCGACGUCUGCAAGAAACGCUUCUCCUUACAGAGAGUGCUCAGGAAGCACCAGGAGAUCCACAGCAGAGAGGCCCGAAACACCGACAACAGCUCGCUGCCGCCGCCGGGAGCAGACGACCAGAAACCAGACGAGCAGCUCGCCGCCGACGGCAGCGUGGCGGUGGUUUCCGUGGGGGGCGACGGCCUGAACGGGCUGCAGCAGGAGCUGAAGGUCGAGGACGAAGAGGAAGCGGUGCGUUCACUGACCGACGGCAGCACGAAGAAGCUUCACAGCUGCUCCGUCUGCGGGAAGAGCUACCCGCGACCGUCCCGACUCAAAGAACACUUCAAGAUCCACGCCACGGAGAAGCUGCACCGCUGCUCGGUGUGCGGGAAGGCCUUCACCACCACCACCAACCUCCGAGCUCACGAGAAGAUCCACAUGGCCGACAAACCUCAUCCCUGCAGGAUCUGCCCCAAGAGCUUCCUGCGGCCGUCGCUGCUGCGCAAACACAUGAGGAUCCACAUCAGGGACGGACUCAUAGCCGACCCCGCCGACGGCCUCGACAAGGAGUUCUGGUUAAACAUGAACACGGAGGAGGAGGAAGAGGAGGAGGGAGGCAUCAGGAUAAAGGAGGAGGAAGGUCUGGACGAGCAGGACCCGGACGACCUUUCUACAGCUGCAGAGUCCUUCAUGGUAAAAUCGGAGGAGGGUUUGGUGAUGAAGGACAAAGAGGAAGCAGACGUCAGCGGUUUGAUCAACUCUGACGGAGAGGAAGAGGACUGGAGACCAGCGCUCAUCGAACAAGAUGGCCGCUCAGUGAUCCAGGCUGACAGCGGUGGUGACGGCAAGCGGAAACACUGCUGCCCCGUCUGCGGCCGCGACUGCUUCAAGGCGUCGGCGUUGCAGAAACACCUGCGGAUCCACUCUGGCGAGCGUCCGUUCCAGUGUCCCACCUGCAGGAAGAGCUUCACCCAGCACGUGCACAUGACGGAGCACCAGAGGAUCCACACGGGGGAGAAACCUUACACCUGCCCAGACUGCAGCAAGAGCUUCACCUUCUCCAGCGCCCUGCGCCGCCAUCAGCGGCUGCACACCGACGCCCGGCCGUACCAGUGCGCCGUCUGCCAGAAGACCUUCAAGCAGCAGAGCUCGCUCAAGAGCCACCAGCUGACUCACUCGGGCGUCCGCUACCAGUGUCCGCUCUGCAGCAAGAGCUUCAGCCGCGCGCUGGAGCUCACCUACCACGUGGAUGUGCACUCCGACACGCGGCCGUACUUCUGCAACAUCUGCAAGAAGAACCUGAGCGGAGCCAGGAUCUUCCGCAACCACAUGAAGAAGCACCAGACGCCAAACUCACCGCUCUGGCUGCCGCCGCUUCCUGGAGCGGGACCGCAGGAAGCCGAGACGAUCUCAGAGGGAUGAUCAUUAAACAGACUUGUCAGCAGCAUCAUGUUCACACUAAAAGUCACUUGGUAACCAGUUAUGACACCUGAUGGACCAGUGGACAGACUGACUGGACAUUAUUCAGUAUGUUUGUAAUACUGACGCCAUCAAAAACUGAACAAAAACUGUUAUUUCCUCAUUUAAAAAAAAAAAAAAAAAGUGACUUUUAAGUGACUUUAAAGGAGUAGUUUGCCGUUUCGGGAAAUACUUUCUUUCUUUGUAUGAGUGAUGUUCAGAUGGAUGUUCAGGAUGUGGUUAGCCUAGCUUAGCAUAAAGACUGGAAGCAGGGGAAACAGCUGGCCGGUUCAAACCACCUGUGAAGCUCACUGAUUAACACUUUGUAUUAAACAAACGUCGCCCAACAGAAAUGUCUCAAAGUUUGUCGUUUUAAGGAGAUUUACAUGCUGGAAACAAUAGUGUCUCCAUACACACCACUAAAAAAAAAUAGUUCCAUAGUUGCUUUUUCACAUUUGUUUGUGUUUCCUCUGCUUCCAGUCUCUCUGUUAAGCUAAGCUAAGCUAAGCUAAGCUAAGCUAAGCUAAGGUACCUAAACA